Messenger RNA from Pelobates fuscus (common spadefoot toad), 3595 nucleotides. RefSeq names its product MET transcriptional regulator MACC1 (gene MACC1). Gene Ontology annotation, cellular component: cytoplasm. Lineage: Eukaryota; Metazoa; Chordata; Amphibia; Anura; Pelobatidae. The record is from RefSeq and is a predicted model, not a curated record. The transcript is spliced from 5 exons. The coding region runs from base 93 to 2639 and encodes 848 amino acids.
UUGCAGGCUUGUCCAAACAAACAGGAGUAACAGAGUGCUCACAAGAGGAAUGCAUUUCUGCACCUGAUUUGAAGACUUUUCUUGAAAGGAAAAUGUCAAGUCAAAAGCAAUCUUUUCAUUCUGGAGGAAUUUCAAGAAGUAAAUCAGAAGGGACACUGAUUGAUUUUGAUGAUGAAAGCUCUACAACUUAUAAACAAGGCAAUAAUGUGCAUUCACAAGACCUGCUUAUUGACUGGGCCGAUGUGUUUAAUGACCAACAGAAAAAGCCAUCAAAACCUACAAAUCCCUUUUGGAAUGGCCUGUCUAAAUCUAACCCUUUUCUUGAUGAUGUGGUUCAAGCCAACACAUUUUCAAAUACUAAGCAUGUGUCCAUAUUGAAGGAAGAUCCCUUUAUGUUGUUCAGAGAUUCGGGAAACAGAAAUUCAUUAGCUUCCUCAGGGGAUGAACUUGAUAUUGAUUUCCUCCUAAGGAAGGCAACUAUGAGAAGAUCUGGCAGAUCCAAGAGUGUGUCUGACUUGUGCAUUUUAAGCGACAAAGAAUCUGAUGAUCAGAACAUUACAACACAAAUCUUAGCUCCUGAUCUAGAGUGGCUUCAGAAUGACCGUGAAGCAUAUAAAAUGGCAUGGUUGAGUCAUCGACAGCUAACACGAUCUUGCCUUGAUUUGGAUAUCAUGAGCCAAAGCCCAGGGUGGGCACAAACACAAGCAACAGAUGCUCACAUAGUAUGUAAAAUAGAUAAUCAAGGUGGCUCUGUGCAGCUUCCCAACUCGGACAUAAGUAUUCAUGUUCCUGAAGGCCACGUAGUUCAUGGGGAAUAUCAAGACAUUGCCUUAAAAGCUAUUCUUGACCCACCUAUUUUGCUUAACAAUAAACAUUCAACUACUGUUAGUCCUCUGCUAGAAAUCUCACUAAGCAACAUCAAUACCGUAGAAGCUCUCUUAUUGGAAAUGAAAAUUGCAGUUGAGCGAAAGAAUGAUCCACUUAGCCAAGUAAUGACUGAGAUUGCAACCUUUUACAGCUACAACAAAGAUGGUCCAUUUGAAAAGCUACAAGAUGGCUACAUAUACAACAACACUCUGCAAGUUAAGUUGCCAAUUCUCAGUCGCAUUACAUAUGUGGUAGCUGCUGCACAGGCCAGAGCUAUUCAGCAUCCAGCCACCAGCGUACAUGACUACAUUCAUAAAUAUAUCACUGUGGCAAUUUAUGGACCAAAGCACAUACAUCCAGCUUUCACUACUGUGUUAACUGUUACGGGACACAAUUAUACUCCAGAAAAACUUACAGUGGACGAUAUCAAAAAGAAUGGGAAGCAAAUGCCACCAGUGGUUUUUCAGCUCUGGGGAAAACAUCAGUUGAUAUUCGAUCACAUUCAGCAUUUGUCUGUUCAUUUUGCAACAAAUGAUUCUACAUAUAAUUUGAAAAAUGUGAGUAACUGGAAUAAGAUCACAGAAGACCAACUAAUGUCGGGUAAAAUGAUUCGUAUGCAGUUUCCUUUUUCACUUAAUGGCAGUGGAGAUAUUCACUCGUUCGAUUUAAUAGUUCAAAUUAUGGAUCAUCGGCAUUCAUCGCUGCUAAAUGAAUUUCAUGUAAAAACUCCAAAUCCUGCCCCAAAAAUAAACUGUGCUUUUAAAAAUCAAAAUCGCCUACAGAAACGGAAAGAAAUUAUGUCUACUCCCCAGUUAUCUAUAAAUAAUAUCAAAUAUCCCAAGUUUCAGGACAAGACAAUAAGAUUGACCAACUUUGCCGUGACUUUGAAAUCUGUUUUGCGCCAACAAAAGAUUGACUACCUGCUUGAAUACUUUAAAGGAGACACGAUAGCCCUUCUUGGAGAAGAUAAAGUAAAAGCCAUAGGUCAGACUAAAAUUAAGGAGUGGUAUGUGGGAGUCCUGCGAGGAAAGAUUGGCCUUGUACAUUGCAAAAAUGUUAAAGUUAUUUCCAAAGAGCAAGUCAUUGAUUCUUCAGAAUUACACUUUACAACCGACAUGCUUUUAGAACAAAUUACAUUGCCAUUUAAGAAACUGACAUAUAUUUAUUCAUCAAUACUUUCAAAUGUCUCUGAAAAGGUCUACGAUUGGAGAUGUUUGGCUAAUGUACUAGGGUACUCACAUUUGUCAUUGGACGAUCUAUGUCUUGAAAGGACCAGUAAGGAACCUGACAGAGUUUCUUCGGUGGUCAAAAGGUUAAAAGAAGAUUGCCAUGCGGAUUCAAAAAAUAGAAAAUUUCACUAUGAGCUCAUUAUGGGUCUUGUGAAAAUGGACUGUCAGGGAUUAGUAGCUCGUUUAACACAAGACACGGUCAUUUUGACAGCUGCGGUGCAGCUGGGUGUUCGAUGGAGGGAGUUAGCUGAGAAGUUAGCAAGACUUACUAAACAACAAAUUGAAGCUUAUGAAAUCCCCCAUCAAGGAAAAUCUGGAGAAGUCAGUUUACAGAUGAUGUGGAAACCAGCCUUUGACUUUCUGUUUACUUGGGCUGCCCACUAUGGAGAAAGUUACCGUGAUGUCCUGCAAGACUUGCACUGUGAAUUAGACAAAAUGAAAUAUCCAGUAACCAGACCGUGGAGGGAACUGACCGGAGCCCUGAUUUUUGUGAACUGUUUAGAGGUUUUCCGAAUAAACGCUUUUUCUACAUUUGAAGAGUAAAGUGCUUUCCUUGGGAUGCUUUGCUCGAGAUGCGAUGUGUACCUGCGAUGCAGAUACGACAGUGGGACACUGUAAAGGAUAGAGAGACUGGUUUGUACCUUGUGCAAUAUGAAUAUUAAAUACAUAGCACAAAUAUGGUGUACGUAUCAAUACAUUUUAGUUUAAACUUCUAUGCCAAGUGUUACAGAGGUGUACACUGCUAUGCAAAAAAGGUAGUAGUAUAGCCAAUGGCUAUGCACCCCACAAUCACCGGCUUUGAUCCCAAAAAUAGUAUACUAUACUUGCUUUGUAAGAUGGGAUAACAAUCUGGGAAUCGGGGGCUGACAUUUCCACCGUACUUGGUAAGUGUGGAAUCUUCAAAAUCUUCAAAGAAACUGGCGUGUUUCAAAGGCAAGCAAAUAUUUUUGUUAAUAAAAUUUCCAAAAAAAAUUCAGCACAAGGUAUCUGUAAGGCACAGGAAUUGGAAAGCUAAGAAAAGGUAAAUGAAUUGUGUAUUCAGUUGACUCCUUCCACUUACUCUUAUAAGUGAUGGUCUUCGUUUGUUUCAUAAACACAACUUUAAUUGGUGUAUUCUUAAUGCACUUCUGAAAGGUCAUUACAAAAUAACAAGCAACAAAUAAAUUACAAUGCCUUAAUUAGAAAGCAGUGUGUAUAUUGCAACUGCUUCAUGUAUGAAUGUUUCAGAGAUUUGCAAGUCAAUAACAAAAAAUAUAAAAAAGGAAUCGGAAAUCUUAUUGUUAAUUACCUCAAGGGGACAUUUAUCAAACGGGGAUUGUAUUGCAUUUACAAUUUAUUUGAAAUAUAUAGACCAAAUGAGUUUAUUGCUUUGUGUAUUUUUUUUUUUUAAAUCUGCAUUUUAGAGCUAGAAGUGUUUAAAUUCUAUCAUUGGUUAGGUUGUGUUAAUGUUGGUCUACAUCAGGGGUGCCCAAAAGGUAAAUCCCCAGAUGUUUUAGAAC